Messenger RNA from Paramuricea clavata, 2677 nucleotides. The record is from the annotation of a GenBank genome assembly. NCBI's taxonomy places the organism in Eukaryota, Metazoa, Cnidaria, Anthozoa, Malacalcyonacea, Plexauridae.
AUGACUUUAUUUUAUUCCUAUUCUAGUGUGGAUGAACAAGACCGCACUGGGGGAGGCGAGGAAACAUAUAAGACUUUGAUUAAACUACAUUCGGACGGACGAAGCUUGUGGUCAAGUCCGUCUCUUUUCAAGGCUAUUUGCGAAAUUGAUGUGGCAUUUUUUCCACUCGACCAGCAAACAUGUCGCCUCAAGUUCGGCUCCUGGACAUAUGACUCGAGCAAGCUCAAACUCACGACCAAGGAGAACGCAACAUUUCCUUCGAGUGAUUAUAUAAAGAACGGGGAAUGGGGGAUUUAUAAAGUGGAAACAAAAGCGAGAGAUCACACGUACGGAUCUGGUGAGAAGUACAUGGAUGUGACGAUGACCAUUGCUAUGAAGAGACAGCAUCUGGAUUACAUGAUUAACCUGGUUAUACCCUGCUUGAUGAUUUCAUGUAUGACUUUCUUGGGUAAGUAGUAAUUGGCCGAUUGGGCAACAAUCGUAAAUUACCGAUUAUUCUGAAUGCCACAAUCUGCCAGAUACCAGUUCGAAUUCUGGAAAAUUUAGGAUCAUAAUGAAAAACUGGCGUUUUCAUUGCAGACGAAAACGCAAAAAAAUCUUCCCGCUGCUUGUUUCAAUAGAGAAUUUAAGCUUCGCGUUAUACGUCAAACGGCAAACGCAAGACAAAGAAAAAUUUUACUGUAUCAGGCAAUAAAGAGUAAAUAAACUUGCUGUUUUAAAACUACAAUGCAUGAUUAUCCUUUCGACACAAGAAAGAAAAUAUGAAACGAAAACGUUGAACGAAAAGUUUUCCAAGAAAGUUCGAACCUUCAAGUACUAAAAGACCUGAAAUGCGCCUUAAAAACCAUCAUUCAAAAGGCUGAACUGUGCCUAGCCUUUAAUCGGCUUACACGAUUUUUCUUGUCAGGCUUCAUCCUUCCACCAGAAUCGGGCGAACGAGUGGGACUGAGCAUCACCGUUCUCCUGGCCAUGACCGUCUUUCAACAGCUCACAUCAGAAAUAAUGCCUUCUUAUGGCUUCCCUUUACUCGGCCAGUAUUACUUCGCUACGAUUUUGGAGAUUGGCGGCGCACUACUCAUCACCACUAUCAUUCUCAACUUCUACCACCGCACAAACCGUCAUAUGCCAGGAUGGUUACGAGUUUUGCUUUUGGAGUGGAUGUCACGGAUCGUGUUUCUCCACGAGUCCGCAGAAAAGUGCAACAAAUCUCGAAAGAAGACGAUAAAACGCGGAAUGCGUGAGAACGUUGACGCCGUCGUGAAUAACGGCUACGCAAUCGGCGAGCAUCCGCGUGACGCUGACAUCGUGGGCGCAACUAGAACCCAGUACCACGAGAACGGGCGUGAAGCCGACGAGAAUCAUGCGAAGCCAACAAACGACCACAAUGUUCUAAAGCUAACCCUGGGCUCUAUCGGAAACGAAUUUAAUUCUCAGAAUGUCCAAAACGAAAAAGGAAUGUUUACUGAUGAAACCGGAGCUUCUGUCAGCGAGGAAGAAAUGCGGAUGCGUCAUCAACAGUGGACGCUGGCCGCGAAAGUCUUAGAUCGCUUCUUCUUAUGGGGUUCAGCCUUCAUCGGUAUUGCCACCAUAUUGGGAAUUUUCCUCAGAGCGCCCGGAAUCUGGGAUGAUUCAGUUGAACUGACAUUAUGAAACCCGCAUGCCCGGUCAUUGACCACUGGUAUUAAUCCAGUUAAUUUCAGUUCAGUCAUUUUGUGGUUCAGUGGACAUUUUUGCUAUAAAACAAUGAAUUUAUAGAGUUUGAGUUAGUUUCACAGGUUCUAAAACAAAUUCGAGAAGAUAGGGGUUUGGACCCCCCGUUUUUCAUAAUGACAUGGAGUUCUUUCAAAUAUAAUGUAAAAAUAUUCCGGGAGGCAUGGAUGGGAAGAUUGUCCAACACUAAGCUGUAAAUAUAAUUUUAUUGUCACUGAACCGCUGAUAUAUUGCAUAGCCAUGUUGGAAAUUGCAAUGCAGGGUUUUAUUUUGGGACAUACUCUGUACUCAGUGGAAUCAGAUUCAUUCUAUGCCUCGUUCGUUUAUGAUAGUGUCCAAAAUAGUGCUUACAUGCUUUAAUACUGCAUAGUUUUAUGGCUGUCGCUUAAGUGAUACCAAGCUUAUGAGUUAUGUAUUCUUAGGCUAGUACUAGGGUAGGGUAGGGUGAAGUGGCUAAAAAUCGUCUGGAAAACCCGAAAAAAAGAUUUUUAUAAGUUAAGACUUUAGUUUUAAAAACAAUUGUAUUAAUGGUAUAGUAAUAUGUAAGCGGUAAGCCCACCGUUACCUAUUUUCCCACGUUUUUAACGUUGAAGGUUGAACUGGCGCCGUGAUUUUUCAAACAGCUUUUUCCGUUUUUUUGCCUAGAACAACAUAGGUUGAAUCGGUUUAAAAAAAAACACAUCGUUUUCCCGGUCAUCGAUUAACCGCCUCGCCCUAGUUGCCAAUUUUUGAACCGUUAGUUGUAAAUAUGCUUGUAUAUCAAUGUAGAAAUUAUCCCAUCAUGAAUAUUAUUAAUAUCAAACUAAAUGAAAAAAUUUCAGCACUGCAUAAUAUUAUGUGAAUAGGGUUCGACUCAUGCACCACUGGACCCAAGCAGGGUUUGAGAUUAGAAUAGGAAUCCAUUUUAGGUACCAGCAUCUUUUAACCUGGUAUUAAAAAAGAUAUAGAGUAAAUUACUAAAUUAGCC